Messenger RNA from Candida dubliniensis CD36, 2142 nucleotides. RefSeq names its product putative ubiquitin-protein ligase. Gene Ontology annotation, biological process: protein ubiquitination; ubiquitin-dependent protein catabolic process. The transcript has a single exon. NCBI's taxonomy places the organism in Eukaryota, Fungi, Ascomycota, Pichiomycetes, Serinales, Debaryomycetaceae. Gene Ontology annotation, molecular function: ubiquitin protein ligase activity. Bases 1 to 2142 code for a protein of 713 amino acids. The record is from RefSeq and is a predicted model, not a curated record.
AUGGCCUCAACGAAUAACUUACAGCAACAACAAGUGAGGAGGGGCCAAUUUAACCAAACAAAGUUUGCGAGCAGUACUGUUUUUAAGAAUUUGAGUAUGAUAAGUUUUAGAGUGGGAGUUAUAUUGUUGUUCUUGUAUCAAAUUUACAACAUUUUGAUUGUAUUGAAUUUGCAUUACCACUUGGGGUUAACACAGAAUUCUAGCCUAAAUUGGAUAUACCGAUACAUUCCCGAUCUGUUGUUCCAGUAUGAUGCUGAGUUUUUCAACGACACCAAGUACAUGAAAACCCCCGGGGCACAGGUUAUGGUGGGCCCCACAAGUGACAUGUACUGGCCCAUCUUUCUAACAUUUUGUUUGCUGUCAUUUAUCGAAACGUUUAUUGCGUCAAUUGAAGGUAAGAAGCCUUACACAGAGAGUGGGAUCACAAUCUUUGAACAUUCCUUAGCGUUUCAAGAGUUUAGCAGUAACGGGGCAUUUUUCUUUGGGAGCUCCAAGUAUUACAAGCGACCAACGGAACAGGUUCUACUCACCACUUUAUUUCUGAUUUUGAAUCAUUUGAACAUCCACAUUGGUGCUAUUAUCAACGACAACAAGUAUAGGUUAAUCCCACUGACGGUUUUUGGUAUGACGUUUUUGGGUUAUUUUAUCAGCUCAUUUGUCAAUGGCUGGAGUUUUUUGCAGUUCCCGCUUAUAUUGAUUUUGACUUUCACGCCACAAGUGCUUAUAUUGUUUAUCAUAUUGAUCAGCUUAGCAAUCUUUUUGUUGGCCGUGGUUGUCAAUGGAUUCCGGUUGCAAGGUCUUAAUUAUGCUAGCUUGUUUAUGCGUGAUUCUAGAAAUGAUUUGGAUGAAGACGACACAAAUCUGUUAAUAAAGAACUUGAAUAUAAAUCUCAAUGAUGACUUCUACACGGCAUUGUUGAACGUGGGGAUCUUGGCAAUCACACUGGCAGGGAGAUCAAGCUAUAUUACCGAAUUGAGUCUAGUUAACGUCGAGGAUGAAACUUGGGUGGAUAGGAGCAUUUGGGAGAGAUUAAAGUGGGCAAGCCACUCCUCUCGAAAUGGGACGCCACGGGGUGUUGUCCAGUACUUGAAGGAAAACCACCUAGUUGGUUAUGGAAAUGUUAUAGCUAAACCUACACAAAGGCUAAUUUCCGGGAACUAUUUGGGCGAUUAUGAGAGCAGCACCGUCGGAGGAAGGACCAGCGUGUUGAAGAAAAGGUCUUUGUAUUUGAAGGAAAUGAUCGUGUACACUUGGCAAUUAUUGUAUGGUUUGGUGGUUGAUAGCUUUAUUUUGGAAUACAUACCAAACUUGUUUAGAAGAGUUGUUUUGGGUAAGAAGAUCCAGAAACGGCCAUAUUGGGAAGAAGAGACGGAAGACGAAUUUGAAAAGAGAAAGCUAAAGACCCCACCGUUUUUACGGAAAUACGUGACAAGAAGAGUUAAUCAUAAGAAAAAAGACUUGGUCAAUAUUGAUUCUUUCACACAAGAUGAGGUUUCUCAGUCGUAUGGUAGAAUAUUGCUUUCAUCCAACGACAUUUCAGAAGUUGAUAAUUCUGGUGAUUACAAUGAGGUUGUAGAAGAAGAAACCGAUUUGGAGUACGAUUCUGAUGUGGACGAAGUUAUAUUCACUCCAGGAACAGUGGCUUCUAGAAAUCCCGCAGGUAUACAACAAGCUAUAUUACCAAUACAUGAGUUAUUUGACGGUAAAGAAUUACAAGAUGUGCUUGUGUCAGGCAACUCGACAUACUUGGAUAUAUUACAGAAACACAUGCAAUACGGAGAGGAUAACGGAAGAUUGACUAGAUCCAAAUACCAAUCGUUAACAUUCCUGUCACUGCUGCUGUUGCAUUCGACGGAUAAAUUAUUAAAGAGAACUGAAGAGGAUAGUGAAGCUGCUAGAUUGUUGGAUAUAUUAAUUUCCAAGAGACUCGAAAAGGCGGAGGAAAGUCGUCUUGGUGAUGAUAGUACAAGAUCCUUGGAUUGUGUCAUCUGUCAGACAAAUGUUCGAGAAAUCAUUACCUGGCCAUGUAAAUGUUUUGCAAUUUGUGAGAGUUGUAGAUUGAGUUUGGUUAGCAAAGGAAUUGAAGGAUGUGUGUGCUGCAGAAGAGAAGUGGAAGGUGUCUCAAAAAUCUUUAUUCCAUAA